AUGACUGGGUGGUUGACUGAGAACUACGAAAGAGUAGAAGGGGUGUGUCUGCCGAGAUGUGUUCUCUACACUCAUUACUUAGACUUCUGCAAGAAGAACACCUUCACUCCGGCAGGGGCCGCUACUUUUGGAAAGAUCAUCCGUCAGAAAUUUCCUAAGUUGACUACACGCAGACUCGGAACUCGCGGCCAGUCCAGGUAUCAUUAUUAUGGGAUCGGCAUAAAACAGACUUCAGUUUAUUACCAGUCUGUCUACUCUGGAAGAGGCCUGACACGAUUUUCUGGUGUGAAGAUCAAAACCGAGGGAUCGAACCGGAAGUAUUCUCUCAGCUCCAAGACAGGAACUCUGCUGCCUGAGUUUCCUGAGGUUGACAACCUUAUCUUGCCUGAGGACGUGUGCCCUGAAAAGAUGAAGACCCUGCUUAUGAUGUACCGUACCCACUGUCAACGAAUACUGGACACAGUCAUCAGCGCCAACUUUGACGAGGUACAGAAUCUGCUGUUACACUUCUGGCAAGGCAUGCCCGGGCAUCUCACGCAGCUACUGCACUCAGACAUCCUCUGCGCCAUCGUGGCUCUUUGUGAUUCCAUUUUGUACAAAGUGUUGGCAGAUAUCCUUGUUCCUCCUUCGAUUCAGGACAUACCAGACAGCCUCAGUGCAGAAAUCAAACUGUUUACGAGGAAGCUGCCAUGUUGGAUCAGUGCUGCGCUAGACAGUGUGCCGGACUCUAUAAGACAGCGGAAAAUAGAGAGUGCCAAAGGGUUUAUUCAGAGUGUCAGACGUCAACUGUCUUUUGUCCAUCUUGCACAGACGGCGAGGUCCGUUCUGGCCAAUCAGGAGGGCGUGGCCCAGAUGCUGGAGGAUCUCGGUGACGUGGACUUCCGCCAGGUGCUAUGUCAAGCCGUGUAUACACAGCCACCCAGCGCACACUCGUACCGCCACUCCAUCAUGGAAUUUUUCACGGAAUUCCAAAGUCUUCUGAAGAAACAGUCGCCGGUGGAAGCAUACACGGAGUGGAUCGACAACAUUGUGGAUACGUUUGUUCUGCAGCCUUGCAAGGAGAAGGAUAUCGGUUUCCUCGACAGAUCGGCAGACUUCUUGUUGCAGUGGGCCAUGUUUGGGUCGCUGUUGAUGAAGGAGCUCACUUUACACAACGCCAUCAGCUUUGGGGCCUUCCAUCUGCUGCACGUCAUGCUAGAUGAGUACGUCUUCCUGGUCCUCGAGACGCAGCGGGAGCAGUCACGUGACCACCAGCUGCAGACGCACGUGCAGCGGCACAUGAAGAAUUGGGAAACCAUCAAAUGCAUGCCAAGGUCAGAACAGGAGGUGCAAAGGCAGGAAACUCUUCCCCCAAGGCCAAGAAACGGAAACAUGAGGAUGUAUCGAGCAAUGCUGAUGAAGCAGAGGCGGGGUCAGAAAGAGGUCACAUGCUUGAGAGCCGACCGCACCCUGCCUCAAGCGGUGAAUGUCUUGGAGAUGGAUCACCACCCGUCGGGUACGAGUCUCAUUCCGCCACGGCCUUCACCCGCCCACCACCUUCUGUACCCCAUGAAGCUUCCCUACCCAGUGAGGGCCCCGAGAGAGUAGCGGCAGUGCCUUCACACCUGUCCGUUUGUCCCCAGUCAAACAUUUGAACUCUGUGAACUGUGUGACUUACGAUCGACCCUCCUACAUGCCUCCCUUCAGCCUCAACACCUACUCCGACUAUGUCAGCCAGAACAUGACGACUGCAGU
Messenger RNA from Pomacea canaliculata, 1734 nucleotides. RefSeq names its product DNA-binding protein RFX6-like. Gene Ontology annotation, biological process: regulation of transcription by RNA polymerase II. Lineage: Eukaryota; Metazoa; Mollusca; Gastropoda; Architaenioglossa; Ampullariidae. The record is from RefSeq and is a predicted model, not a curated record. Gene Ontology annotation, molecular function: RNA polymerase II cis-regulatory region sequence-specific DNA binding; DNA-binding transcription factor activity, RNA polymerase II-specific. The transcript is spliced from 17 exons. Bases 1 to 1587 code for a protein of 528 amino acids.